AUGGUGAGGGUCAGUGUGCUCAAUGAUGCGCUCAAGUCCAUGUACAAUGCUGAGAAGAGGGGGAAAAGGCAGGUCAUGAUCAGGCCGUCAUCCAAGGUGAUCAUCAAGUUCUUGACAGUCAUGCAGCGUCAUGGCUACAUUGGUGAGUUCGAAUAUGUGGAUGACCACCGUGCUGGGAAGAUUGUGGUGGAACUGAAUGGAAGACUAAACAAAUGUGGUGUUAUUAGCCCUCGCUUUGAUGUUGGCGUAAAGGAGAUCGAAGAAUGGACUGCGAGGCUGCUCCCAUCUCAUCAGGAUAUUGCCAGAGAUGAAAGUUGCUGGGAUGCUCCCAAUUGCCAUGGCCAUCAUCAGACUUCUUCUCCCAGGCACCAUCACCUCCAUCUCAUUUUCUUUUGUCCCAUGUAUUUUCUGAUUUGCCCCAUGGGUCAUUUUUAUUCUGAUUUGAAUCCACCUGUGAUGGAAGGUUUGGAUGCCCUACUUGUGAAAUCUAAGCAUUUGGUGAAGCGUGUUGAUCCAGAAAUGGAUGGAUACCCUCAGGAACAAUCCCAUUUAACAAACAAAUGGUUCAGCUCAAAGUCAUCAAAGAAGGAAAUAGAAAUGACUACUUUCCUGUGUAAUCAUUGUAGUAUUCAUGUUGACGAGAUGGAGUGCAAGGUGAAGCAGUUUACAAUUGGUUGA
This is a messenger RNA of Miscanthus lutarioriparius, 678 nucleotides long. The record is from the annotation of a GenBank genome assembly. Lineage: Eukaryota; Viridiplantae; Streptophyta; Magnoliopsida; Poales; Poaceae.